This is a messenger RNA of Pecten maximus, 502 nucleotides long. Its product is annotated as ADP-ribosylation factor 1-like. Gene Ontology annotation, cellular component: cytoplasm; plasma membrane. Gene Ontology annotation, biological process: vesicle-mediated transport; intracellular protein transport. The transcript has 2 exons. Lineage: Eukaryota; Metazoa; Mollusca; Bivalvia; Pectinida; Pectinidae. The record is from RefSeq and is a predicted model, not a curated record. Bases 161 to 487 code for a protein of 108 amino acids. Gene Ontology annotation, molecular function: GTPase activity; GTP binding.
CGGGUGUUGCAUACCCAUGUACAGGCUUCGUGAAAUACGUGGAACCGAAACACUAUAAAACCUGAAACAUUUACAACGAUUGCACACAUAUCUAACGGAUCAGCACGCGAUCUAGCCUUGUAUUAUUUAAAAGCAGAGGAAUAUUUAACAGAGAACAAAAAUGGGUUUGUUAUUGGCUAAACUCGCUGAUGUGAUGCAAAGUUUCUCAAGUGGAACCACCACCCGGAUUCUGAUGCUGGGAUUAGAUGCGGCAGGAAAAACUACGGUCCUGUACAAGAUCAAAUUAAACGAGAAUGUAUGUACCAUCCCGACGAUCGGAUUUAACGUAGAGGAGGUGUCCCCGUGUAAGGGUGUAUCCUUCACUGUGUGGGACGUCGGCGGUCAGGAGAAAAUCCGGGCUCUCUGGAGACACUAUUUCCAAAACACGGAAGGUAAGCUGUCUUUAUGGUAUAUAUAUGGAGCAGAGAAUAUAGAUUUUUUUGUUUGAUUGAUUUUUGUUUUU